This is a messenger RNA of Paramecium octaurelia, 644 nucleotides long. The record is from the annotation of a GenBank genome assembly. Lineage: Eukaryota; Ciliophora; Oligohymenophorea; Peniculida; Parameciidae.
AUGAAAAAAAAGAAUUUAAUAAGAGAAUUAGUAAAAUUAGCCCUGGAUAGAGCGGAAUGGGUACAAUAAAAUGAUCUUGAUUAAAUUUUGAUUCAAUAUUAAGCUGUGAUAUUUGGAUUUUAGAAUCAACGCUGUUACACUAAAAUUUGCUGAUAUAUUCUUCAUCUUCUCUAUCGUGUAUGAUAUUUAAAAUCAAGGAAUUACAGUCUUUUAUGUAGUCAACUUAGAAAUAAAUCAAGGAAUCCAUAUAAUUGAUAACCUCCCAAUACCCAUUAUUCCAAAACUUUCCAGAAAAACUAAAUUUAUGCUGAAAUAGCUAAGAUAAAUAUAAUUAAUUGAAACUCUAUAAAAGUAGUUGCUAUUCAUUGAAUACAUUUUAUACAUAUAUUUGUGUGCUAAAAUAUUAGAGUAGGGAUAUUCGAUGCUCAAUGGGUAUUCUGUAUUCAAGUAAUAAUCAAUCAGUAUUAAUUAAUAAAGGAUCUUUUAGUGAAAUGAUAAGAUUUUAAAACCUAUACAUAAACAAGAUUACAAUCUUUUGUGCGACAAUACUAAUCAUGUUGCUAUAUAUAUUAAUCAGAGUGUCCUUUUAUACAAACUUCAAUCAGAAUCAAAUUUAGAUUGUUGUCUCUCACAUUAAAAUUUGA